GAAUUCACUGCGUGACACUAAAAACUUGCUCCCCGGCAGUAAACGACCACUCGACACAAAGCUCAGGUUACUGCACGGCUAGGUAAUCGUAGCAUUAUCCGUGUAGUUAAACAGCUAGCCGUAGCAGCGCUUGCACAGCCUGCCUUCCGCCGACGUGCACUUCCCCCACUCUCCCUCCAGCCGGCUAGCCGCAGCGUUAGUCCGGUGCAGAAAAUGAAGCGACCAGCAGCAUUUUGGGACGCUGUGGGGCUGUUUGGAUUCUGCUGAUGCAUGAGGAGACGAUAUUGUAUUUGUGAGAUCUCUGUCAAGGAGGUCAAAAUUAGUGCAGGGGAUGGACGAGCAGAAAUCCAACUGCGAAGAGAAUGACUCUGAACCAACAGCUGAUGACAGUGCCACUGCAACAAAGCUUGUUUCUUCUGAGGAUUCCAAGGCCCUCCCUGCUGCUACGGAUGAGUCGGACGGUACCGCAUCCUCUUCCAGCACACCUGUAGAGAGUGUUCGUGCCUGUGCGCUUUGUAACUGUGUGGAGCGGAGUCUGCAUGGACAGCGGGAACUGAGACACUUUGGGCCAUCCUCAGAGCAGCCAACCCUCAAGCCAUCAGCUUCCCCACUGCCACAGCCCGGAAAUGAUGACCUGUCUUCCAUUGGAUUUUCUGAGUCCUCUUGUCUGACGGCACUCCUUGAUGACUCAGGGGGUUGUUGGGUUCACCACUGGUGUGCGGUGUGGUCAGAGGGAGUGAAGCUGACAGAGGAUGAGGAGCUGGAGAACGUGGAUAAGGCCGUUAUCUCAGGGACACAGCGGCUUUGCGAAUACUGCAAAAGGCUGGGUGCAACCAUUCGAUGCCAUGCCAAGGGCUGCUCACGGUUCUACCACUUCCCCUGCUCGGCGGCCAGCGGCUCCUUCCAGUCCAUGAAGCAGCUGGUCCUCCUCUGUCCAGAGCACAUAGACAAGGCGGAGGAGCUGGCUGGUGAAGAGGCUUGGUGUGCAGUGUGCGACUCGGCUGGAGAGCUCACAGAUUUGCUGUUCUGUACGAGUUGCGGCCAACAUUAUCAUGCGGCCUGUCUUGAGAUUGGUGCCACGCCCAUCCAGCGGGCGGGAUGGCAGUGCCCAGAGUGUAAAGUGUGCCAGACCUGCAGACAACCCGGGGAAGACUCCAAAAUGUUGGUAUGCGAUUCUUGUGAUAAGGGGUACCACACCUUCUGUCUCCAGCCAGCCAUGGAUUCGCUGCCCUCUGACUCUUGGAAAUGCAGAAGGUGUCGUGUAUGCACGGAGUGCGGAGUUCGUGGAUUGGCGCUGCCUGGCUCGGCCCAGUGGUUCGAUAAGUACGCCGUGUGUGAGGCAUGUCAGCAGCACCGCAGUUCGACGUGUGGUGUGUGCAGUAAAGCUGCAAACCCAUCUCUUGCUCUUCAAUGCUGCAGCAUGUGCCAGAGAUGGGUGCACAGUGAGUGUGCUUCUUCAGCGGGGGAACUCCCAGAUGCCAAGGUCAUCUGCCUGCUUUGCAAGGAGGAUCAGCAGCAGCAGCAGCAACCCGGUGCCCAGCCAUCUAUGCCAGAGAUAAAGGCCAACGAGUCAACUGAGGAGACCAAAGGGCAUGAAAAUUUGGUGGAAAUGACAAUCCAAAUGGAUGCUGGAAUUGUGACAGAAGAGCAGACGGAGCAGAAAGAGGUGACGCCAGGACAGAAAGGCACGUCGGAUACGGCGCAAGUUGAAGAGGCAACUGAAAAAGAGACGCCAAUGGAUUUAGGAGAGGAGUCUCAAGCUGUUCAAACACCAGAUGUUGGGGAGGCGGAGCCACAGGUAGCAGCAGAAGGAUCCACUUCUGAGGGACCAGCUGCUCCAGUCUUAUCCACAGAUGCAGAACAGGCAACAACAGAAGAGAGAGGGUCUUGUGUACCUGCUGAUGAAGAGCAGACAGAAAAAGAACUCGGCGCCUCGAUUCAAACCUCCCCUUCCCAAGAUUCCCAUGUGGAGACCCCCUCGAAAAGCACCUCGAAAGAUGAGCUAACGGCAGCGUCACAGCAAGGAACUGAAAAUAUGGAGGUGGAGACAAAGGAGGAAGAACAAGACGUCAUUCCCUCAGUGAAGCAAGAACCAUCCCAUGAAAGAAUUGGAUGUGAUGAUAUCCCCGUUGCAGAACCAACGAGCGAUGUUCCACAGAGGUUACCAGCAUCUACAAUCUCUGUGGACAGCAGCCAUGAAAGGAGCCCAUGCCGGGAAGCUCUGACUCCUCCACUUACUUUAUCAGCAGUCAUACAUGAGAGCCUCUCUGGUGAGGACACGGAGGGGAGGUUGGCACCUCAGUCUGAAGAGGAGGAGGAAGAGGAGGACGACGAGCAGAUGAAAGGAGAAGGACACAUUGUUGACAUAAAGCAGGAACCGCAGGAGCGAGAAGUGAAGCCUGAAUUAUUGCUGGAUGAGACAUCCAACCUGAGCCACGGGGACGAGAGCAGCAGUGGCUUUUUGGGCUCUCCGGGGGAACCCGAGUCUCACCUCUCCAUGGAGCUCGGCCUGGUGCCUGCAGGCCGCUCACACACGGAUAACCUGCUCACUGAGACCGACGACUCGCUUCCCUUUGAACCCCUCAGAAGUGACAGGGAGAAGGCGAAGCGUAGAGGAUCCCCAGGCCGCUCUCGGGUCAAACAGGGGCGAAGCAGUAGUUUUCCCGGCAAGCGUAGACCUCGGGGUGGAGCUGGUGGUGGAGGAGGGAGAGGGAGAGGAGGACGAUCACGCCUCAAAGCCAUGGCCUCCUGCAUUGAUGCCUUCUUGCUGAGCAUGACCUCAGACACUGGACUAAGCAAGGAGGAAGAGGAUGAGGAAGAUGAUACAAUGCAGAACACAGUGGUUCUCUUCUCAAACACGGAUAAAUUUGUCCUUCUCCAGGACAUGUGUGUUGUGUGUGGCAGUUUUGGAAAAGGGCUGGAGGGGCAGUUGCUGGCUUGUGCUCAGUGCGCACAGUGUUAUCACCCGUACUGCGUGAACAGCAAGAUCACCAAGACUAUGCUCCGUAAAGGCUGGCGGUGUUUGGAGUGUAUUGUGUGCGAGAUGUGUGGGAAGGCUUCAGACCCGUCCCGUUUGCUGCUGUGUGACGACUGCGAUGUCAGCUAUCACACCUACUGCUUGGACCCACCCCUGCACACUGUACCCAAGGGUGGAUGGAAGUGCAAAUGGUGUGUGUGCUGUGUGCAGUGUGGCUCCAACUCUCCAGGUUUCCACUGUGAGUGGCAGAACAACUACACUCACUGUGGCCCCUGCGCCAGCCUCGUCACCUGUCCGGUGUGCCGUGAGAACUUCAUGGAGGAGGAACUGCUCCUGCAGUGUCAAUAUUGUGAUCGAUGGGUUCAUGCUGUCUGUGAGAGUCUGUACACAGAAGAUGAGGUGGAGCAGGCUUCUGAUGAAGGGUUUGCGUGCACGUCCUGCACCCCAUAUGUUCCCAAACCUGUGGUAGUAGAGUCAGCAAUUAUGGCUUCAAUAAAGAUCAAAGAGCCAGAGCCCCAGUUCUACCGAUUGGAAGGUGUGUGGCUGACGGAAUCGGGCAUGUCCCUGCUGCGCAGCAUCUCCAUGUCUCCUUUGCACAAGCGACGACAACGGCGCUCCCGACUCGGCACUCUGUGCAGUGAAGGAGGUCCUGAUGGGAUGGAUCUCAGGGAGAUGGAAGGAGAUGGGGAGGAUGGAAAAGGUUGUGGGGAGCCGAUGGAUUGUGACGCCAAGAUGGAACAACCUGGGAGCCCAGACAGGGACGGUGGUUUAGAAGGCGGUGCCGAAGGCAUGGCUGACUGUGAGGGUCUUAAAGGCGGGACUGAGGAGAUGGAAGACAGCAAAAAAAGGAAGCGAAAACCUUACAGGCCAGGAAUUGGAGGCUUCAUGGUGCGGCAAAGGAAGUGUCACACACGAAUGAAGAAGGAGUUUUUUGCCCAGCUGGCUGGAGAGACGAUGUUGGAUGGUCAGCCAAUAGAGCGAACUAUCGAAGAAGGACCCCAUCCUGAUACUGAUAACAUAAUGGAUCCAAAGCCUGUGGAGGGCGAAGAACAGGCCAAGAAACGUCGAGGCCGGAAGAAGAGUAAACUUGAAGACAUGUUUCCCGCAUAUCUCCAGGAGGCUUUCUUUGGCAAGACAUUAAUAGACUUGAGCAAGAAAGCUGUGAUGAUACCUCCGGGCCAGAGGCCAGGCGGAUGCCUUGUCCGACCUUCAUUACCAGCACCGACAGGGAUUAAAUCUGCUGGCUCAGAGACUGAAGCCAAGGAUCAGACGAUGGAAGGUAAUUUUCCUCUCAAGCAAGAAAGGGGUGAGGCCCCCCAGGCUCAGGGAGAUAGUACCGCACCUCCGACUCCAUCCUCAUCGCAGAAGAACCUGAUGUCAACUGAUCUUCAUGACUCUGAUGCAGAAAAAAGUGAAGGUCUUCCACAAGGGGUUGAGAGUCAGGACUCUGAGCAAUUCUUUAGGAAAGUUUUGGGAGUGUCUGAUGGCUCCUCUUUGGGUGGCAUGAAGCCCAUCUUAGAGGGCAGUAAGGGAGAAAAUCGUAGUGCUCUGCCUCAAAGAGCUCUCCUCUCAGGGUCCCUUCCCUCAACUGGAAUGAUGGACGCUUUUCCUGGACUCUCUCAGUCACCCUUCUAUGACAUGCGGGACCGAGGAGGAUUGUUCAGUCCAGAUGGGGGUGAGGAGAGCCCCUGGGCCACUCCCUCUACCCCAGCUACCCCGUCCUCUCCACCAACCCCCACAGAGGCAGAGGGUGACGGCCUGUCUUACAACCAGCGAAGUCUCCAGCGCUGGGAGAAAGACGAGGAGCUCGGAGAGCUGUCAACCAUUUCCCCUGUUCUUUAUGCUAAUACCAACUUCCCUAAGCUCAAACAGGACUACCCAGAUUGGGCAAGUCGCUGUAAACAGAUCAUGAAGAUCUGGAGAAAGGUUUCGGCUGCUGACAAGGCUCCAUAUCUGCAAAAGGCCAAAGAUAAUCGAGCAGCUCAGAGGAUCAACAAGGCACAGAAGCAAGCAGAAAGCCAGGUGUGCAGGCCAGUCAAGACAGAACCACAGCGUGUGAAGGGCGAACGGCCAAACCUCCACCUCCAGAUCCCUCCACCCUCUGGCUCCACAUCGAUAUCAUCGCAGCCCAGCUCUGCAGAAAGCCCAUUUCCCUUCCCCCCAGAUUCCGGAUCAUCCUCUGUCUUUUUCUCAGAUGGACCUGUCAAGACCCCAUUAUCAGCUGAAAUGCGAACUGAUCCUUUGACCAAGCUUCCUCCUCAGUCACCUCAUUCUCACUCACACCCAGCUACGCCCUUCUCUCACGCUGGGGCCAGCCCCUUACAAGCCUCUUCCUCAGGUUAUUCCGCUUCCGGCCCACAGGGUCCUCCUCAGGGACGGCCAGCCAGUCUUGGCCCUUUUGACAUGCAACCAGGAACUCCUGGAACCCCCAGACGGGCUCAGCAGGUUGACCCCUACUUCAGGUCACAGCUGCAACAGCAACAACAGGGUCAUCUACCACAAUCACAGCAAGGCUCCCACGAGUCCUUAGGACCUCCAGAAAGUCCUCAUUCGAGAGGUCCUGGGCUUGGAGACUCACCAAUGUUCUCGCCAUCUCACAAUACUCACUAUGGAGACCCCUUCAGAGGCCAGCAAGGGAUGGGGCGGUCAGAUUACGGUUCAUCCCCGUCACCCUCCGCAGUGGCUUCCUCACCUGCAAGCACAGGGCAAUACAGGGCUGACAUGAGUGCACCCUCUCCACGUUCCUCUGCUGUUGGGAGGCCUGAGCUCUCCACCGGCUCGCCCGCCGGAAUGCUGGAGUCAGGAGACGGCUUAUUCAAGGCACCCAUGACGCCACGGAUGCACCAGGGGGACGGCGGGGGUCUUCAUCCUGGAGCCUCCCCUGGCCACCCUUCUGAAAGCUACAGGCAGUCUCCCUCCCACACAUUCUCUGACUCCCAUGCUCAUCAACCAACUCCCAGACCGCAAUCAGGUGAAAAUUGUUCCCUCGGACCCCAGAGACACUCUGUACCUCAACAAGAGCAGUGUCCCAGAAUACCCUCUAGCCCUCAGUCGCAGGGCAGCUCUCAGUCUCCCCACACUCCUGGUGGUUUGUCCUCCAAUGACGCUUACUCCGUUCAGUCCCCUGCUACGCCUCGUUUUCAGUCCCCAGAUCCUUGUUCUCAGCCACCUUCCAGACCACAGUCCAGAGACCCUUAUGCUAAUAUCCACAAGCCUCCUCGCUCUUCCUCUCUGGGUCCCGAGGGAACUGCAGGUUUCAAAACUUCACCUCAUCCCAAUCAGUCUCCGUCUGCACACCCCACCAACAGUUCUAUAGGGGAUCCUCUUUCUGGUAAACCUUCGAACCAAACACCUCCUGCUUUCAGCCGCAGCCCGAACGCGGGAAGCUUCCAAAUAAACCAACAGCAGACUCAGAUGGUUCAGGGUCAGCAUCAGCAGCCACAGCCACAAACUCAGCUGACUCUAGGAGGGGAGAACCUCGGUUCCAGAGUGCCACCUCCCUCUGGAUCUCAAGAACUACCAGCUGUCCAGCCUCCAGAUGCACCUCAUCAACAAUCCUUACCCGGCACCCAAGAAAUGCCUGACAUCUCAACAGUACAGGACCCUUCUUUAGUAGGGCUCAGCCCAUCUGAGUUGGAGAAGCACAGACAGCGCCAAAGACUGAGGGAAUUCUUAAUCAGACAACAAAUGCAGAGAAAUUCAAUAAGGCAAGAGAAAGAGGCAGCGGCUGCAGCUGCUGCUGCCGCUGCUGGCAGUGCGUCUCCAGGCUGGUCUGGAGGGGAGAUGGGGGCUUUUCAACAAGAUAAGGCAAACAGAGCACCACCACCAUAUCCACAGGAUCGGGUUUCUGCUGUUCCUGCCGGAGCUCAGGCUUCUGUGGCUGGGAAGAUGCCUAUUGCUGUUGGAGGGAUGGAUGAUAAGAUCAUUCGCCCACCACCUACCGCAACUCCUGCUAUUGUGGAUCCUAGUGCACUCAGGCUACCUGGGCCCACCAGACCUCAGGGCAUGUUUGCCCGUCCACCAUUCCCUCCUCAAUGGCAGGGGCAGGUUCCAGGUCCAAGGAGGUUUCCCCAGCCUGGUGUCGAGGCCAUGGGCAUAAGGCACAAUCCUAAUCCUGGUGUCAACAUUCAGAGUAUGGAAGGCAUGGCCAACCCUCACACCAUGAUGCCAGGACACGGAGGAGAGACAAUACAGCCUCUGGGUCAAGGACCCCCGCCACAUUUUAUCGAAUUGAGGCACAAUUCACAGAGGCUACCCCUGCGACCCCAGUUCAUGCCCCAUGGCCCCCAGCCCAGACCACGCCUCUUCAUCCCUCAGCAGGAAAUGACACAGCAGUUUGUUCAGCACCACUCCAUUUCUCAAGGUGGAGGUAUUCAAACGGAGGGAACUGGUGAUGCACAGCUGGGGUUACCACAGAGCGGAAUGUCAGUUUUACUGCCUCAACAGUCUCCAGGUUCAGUGCCCCAACAGCCCCACUUGCAGCCUCAGGCAGCUACCUCUGCUUCAAACUCUUCUAGUUCUGAGCAGCACCGACUUUCACAACCAAACCUUGUCACAGAGCCCCAGCCCGCAAGGGUAGAAAACAGUGAUGUACUACCAGAAGCUGACCUUGAGGGGCUGGCAGAUGCUCCAGGGGAUGGAGGUGUAGAGGACGAGGAUGAUUUGGCUCUUGACUUAGACCCUGACAAAGGAGAUGACGACUUGGGCAACCUGGACAACCUUGAAACAAACGACCCGCAUCUAGAUGACUUGCUAAACAGUGAUGAGUUUGACCUGCUGGCAUACACCGAUCCAGAACUUGAUCAAGGAGAUCCUAAAGAUGUCUUCUCAGACCAGCUGAGAUUAGUAGAAGCAGAAAGCGAAACGCCUUCAUCCUCCUCUGGAGCUGCACAUGUUAAAGUGGAGAGGAAACCCAAAAUGGAUUUGGCACAGAAGUCAGCAGGCUCCGCUACUGCACAGGACUCUACCAAUCAGCUGCUGCCCUCUGCAGAAACUGCUGCUUCUUCCAACAUCAAGGUAGAGGACCAAGGUUUAACUGGUCAGCUGCAGCCUGGACAAACUGUGGUGAAAGACGAAAUGGGAGAAGCCGUAUCAAUGCUACUUGGUGGAGCUGCAGCAACAGACAAGUCUGGCCAAGCAGAAAGCCAGUCUGCUUCACUCAGUUCUGUUCGAUUAGGAGGGCUUUCAUACCCCUUACCAGGCCAAGCUGAGCCUUUGCCAUUUCCUCCAGCUGCCCCACAUGGGGAUAUUGUUGAUGACCCGCUAGGUCUACCUGACGUGGGUGGGCAGCACUCACCAGCUGUAGACCUCGCCAAGGUAGAGAGCUCAUUAGAUGGAGAACUGCCUUUGUUAAUACAAGAUCUUCUGGAGCAUGAGAAGAAAGAACAGCAGAAACAGCAACAACUCAGUUCCCUCCACCAGGGAGGUAUGGCUUCUCACUUCUCUGGCAUCCCAAGUCAACAUACAAAUCCCCAGGCACCUGGGCAGAUCAUGAUGCCACACCACCAUCGUCCACCACCCCAAGGAAUGAUUACUCAGUCUGGGAUGGUACCCCGUCCUCCUCACAUGCUACAGCAACCACAGACUCAACAACAGCAGCAGCAACAGCAGCAAAGGCUUAUGGGAGCUGGAAUGGUACCCCCACCUCAUAUGACCAUGGCACAACCACAAGCUAUGAUGAGGACUGGGCAACCGGGAGUCCAUGCAGGUGUUGGUCAUCAGCCACAGACUUUGGUGAAACAGUCACCACUGGCCAACAGCUUUUUCCCAGAUAAAGAUUUGGACAAAUUUGCUACAGAUGACAUCAUGGAUCCGAUUGCCAAAGCAAAAAUGGUGGCACUGAAAGGUAUUAAGAGAGUGUUGGCUCAAGAUCCAAUGGGUGGUCCUCCUGGUAUUAACAGACAACAAGUUUCUUUGCUCGCCCAGAGGCUGGCCUCCGGCCCAGGCACAGACCCAGCUCAGCUUGCAUCUGGAAUUCCCAAAGAGGGAGAAGCGAGUGAUCCCGCUCAGUCAAGACCCAACCCUCCUCAGUUUGUGCAAGGAAUCAUCAAUGACGCAGAACAUCACCAGUAUGAAGAAUGGCUUCUUCACACACAGCAGUUACUCCAAAUGCAGUUAAAAUUCCUGGAGGAACAGAUCGGAGUUCACCGUAAGUCACGCAAGGCGCUGUGUGCUAAGCAGCGCACGGCCAAGAAAGCUGGGAGAGAGUUUGCCGAGGCCGACGCAGAGAAACUGAAGCUGGUUACAGAAGAGCAAAGCAAAAUCCAGAAACAACUCGACCAGGUGCGCAAGCAACAAAAGGAGCAUACCAACCUUAUUGCCGAGUACAGAAGCAAGCAGCAGCAGCAGCAGCAUCAGCAGGGCUCAGGCCUUCUUACCCCAGGACAUUCUGCUCAGGGUGGUCCCUCUCACAUGUUUCCCAAGAUGCCUGGUCAGAUGAUGAUGGGCCAGCAGGGAACGUCCGUAAUGGGCCAGCACCCAGGCAUGAUGCCUCAAGGUGGAAUGCCUGUCAGAAUGCCCCAAGGGCAGCCCUUUAUCGGAGGAGCCCAGUCACAGCUUCCCGCAGCCAGGGCCCAGUGUCCCCCGGGAGCUCCAGCAGGAUUCUUCCCACAGGGACCCGGGAUGCAGAAUGCAGACCCCAGGCUUCUUCAAGAGAGGCAGAUGCAACACCGAAUGCAGAUGGCAAAGCUACAGCAACAGCAGCAGGUGAUGAUGGGCCAGCAGCCAAUGCCACAUCCAAAUCAACAGCCUGGCUUAAUCCCUCAACCACAGCCUGGAAUGAUGGGAAACCAAUUAAUGACCCAACAACCAGCGAACGCACAACAGGUGAUGCUACCCAAUCAGGCAAACCAGCAGAACAUGGUGCAGGUUCCCCAAGGAAUGGUUGGAGGCCAGUCUGUGGCUCAGCCACCCCAGAACCUUGUUGGAGGGCAGCCUAUCAACCAUAAUCAAGCUAUGAUGCCGACUCAGCCUGGGAUUAUGGGUAACCAGCAACUUGUACCAUCACAGCAACAGAGGCCUCUGCUGAUGAUGGGUCAGCAGGGUGUAGUUGGAUCUCCAGAUCACACCGGCCUCAGGGCUCCGCAGGCACAGUUAACUCAACAACAACAGAAUGUUCUGGCUCAGCGUAUGCUUGUAUCCCAGCAGCAGCAACAGAACGCCGCAAAGAAUUUAGCUCACCUUCAGCAGCAGCAAAUGGUGCAGCAAAGACAACCGCCGCAGUUGACUAAUCAGUCUAGCCAGGAGCAAGGAGGACUUUCCCAACCCUCAACUCCUCAAAUGGGGUCUUCCCCUUCAGCAGGCAGUAACACCCCCCAACCACAGGGAUCUGCAGACCAGAACUCGGGGCCCAAAGACAGCGGGCUCCUCAGCCCUCAUUCAAAAACUCCUCCACAGCAAAUUGGGCCUUCCACUCCGAAUCAAAUGCCCCCAAUAAGCUCUUCAAAUGAACAUCAGUCUGAUCUGGCUCGACAACAAAUGCAACAGCAGAAGCUUCAGGGCCAAGUUUAUGUAAGUCAGCAGCAACAAUCGAAUACUCAGUCAGUCCAUGAUCCACAAACAGGUUCACUUCAGCAACAACAGCAGCAGCUUCCACUUCUUCAGAGACAAGGAUCUCUCAGUGCUGACAAGCCCAAUUUGAUGGCUGUUAAAGAGGAGGGGAAACCAGUCGAUUUCUUAUCUCAUCAACAACCUCAAACUGUUCAGAAUCCCACACAGCAGCUGCAGGAUCCCGCCAUGCGGCAGCAGGUCAUGGCCCAGAAUCACCCUGGCCAGGCUCAGCCUGUUGUGAUGGGUCAUAAUCCACAACAGCAAGCUCUCAUGGCCCAGCAGCAGAAACAACAGGCCAUGAUGGGCAUGAUGAGGGCCCAGCAGCAGGGGAUGAUGGCCCAGAGACCCGGAGUUCCUCUUGGACAGAUACGCACCCCCAUCAAUAUCCAGGCCAUCAUUGCUCAGAACCCUCAGCUCCGUAAUCUUCCCCCAAACCAGCAGAUCCAACACAUCCAGGCCAUGAUAGCGCAGCGGCAGCUCCAACAAGGACAGAUGCUGCGGAUGUCGGUGGGCCAAGGCCAGCAAAGUCAGCUGAGGCCACAAGCCCCACACGUUGGUCAGCAGAUGCACGGCAUGGAAGGUCAUCAAAUGCCAUAUGGAGCAGCAGUGGGUGGUCAGCAGCAGCCAAACAUGAUAAACCAACAGCCUGGUGUUGCGCCUCAGAUGCAGCAAGGCCUGAUGGUUCCUGGACAGCAGCCUCAAGUAGGGGAGAUGAUGCAGCAACACAUGAGAGGACAGACGCCAAUGCCACGUUCCCCGAUGGACCAGGGUCGUAUGAUGAGGCCCGCAUCUCCACGGCAGCCAUUGCCCAACUCCCCUGGAGAUCAGCAACGACACAUGUUCAACCAGUCUAUGGGAAUGCGUCCACCCACUCCCACCCAGAACCAGCAACCGGGACUGAUGUCGGCGGCGACGGGCCGCGUGCAGGGAUCUCCGUCCCAAGCUUAUUCCCCAAGAGGACCGUUUGGUAUGAGCCCAGCUCACCCAGCCUCGCCCCAUCACGUUUCCUCACCAUCUGUUGCUGACAGUAGAGCUGGGAGGGGGAGUCCAUACAGCCAAGUUAGGGCGUCUCCUCUCAGAUCACCUGGAGCCAAGAGCCCGCUCGAUUGUCCGGGACUGAAAGUAGAAUCUCAGUCUUCAGGGAUGGAUACAUCCUCAGCAGCACCAGUUAUGCCCAAUGGGCCGCAGAAAGUCUCGAACAUGCCGGAGGCCACAGAAAGCCAUGCUACUCAAACACAACAAGGGAACGUAUGCAAGAUGGCGCUGCAAAACAUCAAGCAGGAGCCAAGAGAGGUCCAGUGCGACGGAGCAGCAGAGGCUCAUCAUGGGGUUGUGAAGCGGGAGAUGAUGAACGAGAUGGUUGCCUCUGGGACUCAAGGCCCGAGGUCUGAGACGGGACAGCAGCUCCUGCAGAAGCUUCUGAGAACCAAAAACCUGCAGCUUGGCGGCCAGAGGCCGUCUGAGGGCAUUCACAAUGAGAUCAAUGGCCACAUCAACAGCAAGCUGGCGAUGCUUGAGCAGAAACUUCAAGGGACUCCACGCAACAUGGAGGAUUUACAGUCUCUGACAAAAAGGGCUCCUGUUCAAAAGCCAAAGCGCACUAACAAAGCUGCUGGAGACCGAGGGCCGGCCUCACGGAAAAAGAACAAAAAGGAAGAAGUUGGAAAAAGUGCUGAAGCCCUGAUCAAACAACUCAAACAGGGCCUCUCUCUGCUUCCCCUCAUGGAGCCUUCAAUCACUGCCAGUCUGGAUCUCUUCGCUCCGUUUGGAAGCAGCCCAGCCAAUGGCAAAGCCCAGCUCAAAGGAUCAUUUGGAAAUGCGGUGCUGGAUAAUAUUCCAGAUUACUAUUCUCAGUUACUUACUAAGAGUAAUCUCAGCAACCCCCCGACACCCCCGUCCUCCCUGCCGCCGACUCCUCCACCCUCAGUCCAACACAAACUGCUGAAUGGAGUGACCUCAGGAGAGGAUCUGUCUGAAGGGCAGAAAGUUACAGAGCCAACAAAAGAGCCACUGGCAGAUUCUGUUACAGAGGAGGUAAAAAGUGUGGAUAUUCUCGCAGCUCUCCCGACACCACCACAUAACCAGAACGAGGACAUCAGGAUGGAGAGUGAUGAUGAAGAUGCACCUGAAAGCAUCAUCCCAGCGUCGUCCCCUGAGAGCAACGUCGGAGAUGAAACGCCACGGUUUCCUCACCUGCGGGAGCCGAAAGAGGAGGAGACGGAGAGAGCAAUAUCCCCCAUCAUACCCCUCAUUCCUCGCACUGCCAUACCAGCUUUCCCAGAAAACAAACCAUUUGAAGCGCCUGAUGGAAAGGUCCUCUCUACGCCCAACCAGUGGGAUAAGACCAAGAGCAACGAGGUGUCUGUUACCUUCACGUUGACGUCCGCUGCAGCCAAGAAAUUGAAUCAUGUGAUGUUGGCCAUGGCCCAGCUGCUGAACAUCAGGAUGCCAGGUUCCUAUGAGGUCACGUUUCCUCCACAAAGCGCCGAUCUCCCUGGUGUGGAUCAACCCGGAAAAGGACCCGGCCAGUCAGGGGUGCUGUGCACCAAGAACAGCGCUUCGCCGAGCCAGGACGAGUGGCUGCGGCAGUUUGACGUUUCUCUCCCCGGCUGCACGCUGAAGAAACAGGUGGACAUUCUGUCACUCAUUAAACAGGAAUUCCCUGACAAGGAGGAAAAGCCUGUGCAGCACUGUUACACAACUAAUGUCAGUGAUCUGGAUGUGCGCCACCUCCCUGUUAUACCCGUGGAGGAGUCUCCUCCCCCGUCGCCGUCGCCUCCUCGACCCUCGACGCCUCUCCCAGUCGCAGCCGCUGACGCCGAGCCUUCCAGAAAAUCCGCUCUGUCGUCUCCGUCUCCCGCCGCUCCCGCAGACAUCCAGCUCAAGACUGAGCCCGAGCACGAUGCUGAAGCUUCUACCGACGCUGCUCAGGCGACCGACGCGCCGGCUGCUCCGGAGACGGCGACUGAUCCAACUCCCGCCUCCGAGGUGUCUGAGCCGCCGUCCGCCGCCACCGAAGAUCUGUGUCCUGCUGUCAAGGAGGAGGAUGUGGCCUCCGAUCCACCUCAGCCUCCUGAAGACUCUCCCGGCGCCAUGGAGGCUUCCCCCAAGGUCGUCAAGCAGCGGCGGCCGCUCUCGCCCGAUAUGGAGGUGAUUCAGCCCAAAGUGAAGAAGUGGCGGGGCAUCCGGUGGAAGCGGCUCCAGAUCGUCAUCACAAUACGCAAGGGCGGCUCCAAGAAAGAGAGCAGCCGGGAGGUGUCGGAGCUCAUGGAGCGCCUGCGCAUCACGCUCCGCCCGGAAAAGCUUCCUCGCGACAAGCGCAAAUGCUGCUUCUGCCACGAGGAGGGGGACGGCGCCACGGACGGGCCGGCGCGCCUGCUGAACAUCGACGUGGACCUGUGGGUGCACCUCAACUGCGCGCUGUGGUCCACCGAGGUGUACGAGACGCAGGGCGGGGCGCUGAUCAACGUGGAGGUGGCGCUGCGCCGCGGGCUGCGCACCCUCUGCGCGUACUGCCAGAAGACCGGCGCCACCAACAGCUGCAACAGACUGCGGUGCCCGAACGUCUACCACUUCGCCUGCGCCAUCCGGGCGCGCUGCAUGUUCUUCAAGGACAAGACCAUGCUGUGCACGCAGCACAAGCUGAAGGGCCCCAGCGACGACGAGCUCAGCACCUUCGCCGUGCUGCGGCGCGUCUACAUCGAGCGGGACGAGGUGAAGCAGAUCGCCAGCAUCUUGCAGCGGGGCGACCGCAUCCACCUGUUCCGCGUCGGCGGCCUCAUCUUCCACGCCAUCGGCCAGUUGCUCCCGUCCCAGAUGGCCAACUUCCACUCGCCCACGGCCAUCUUCCCCGUCGGCUACGAGGCCACGAGGAUCUACUGGAGCACGCGCGUCCCCAACAAGCGCUGCCGCUACCGCUGCCGCAUCGGCGAGGACGACGGCCGGCCGCUGUUCGAAGUGCGCGUUCUGGAGCACGGCAUGGAGGACCUGCAGUACCGCGCCACCACACCCGAGGGGAUCUGGGAGCAGGUGGUUCAUCAGGUGGCCAAACUCCGAGACGAAUCUUCCAUGCUGAAGCUGUUCACUGAGCACGUGAAGGGAGAGGAGAUGUACGGCCUCACGAUUCAUGCCGUCAUGAGAAUCACCGAGUCGUUGCCCGGAGUGGAGAACUGUCAGAACUACCAGUUCCGAUAUGGCCGGCACCCUCUGAUGGAGCUUCCUCUCAUGAUCAAUCCAACUGGCAGCGCUCGCUCCGAGCCCAAGGUCCCCACACAGUGCAAGAGGCCUCACACCCUCAACAGCACCAGCGUGUCGAAGGCCUACCAGAGCACGUUCACCGGGGAGCUCAACACGCCGUACAGCAAGCAGUUCGUCCACUCCAAGUCGUCCCAGUACCGCCGCCUGAAGACCGAGUGGAAGAACAACGUGUAUCUGGCCCGCUCCCGCAUCCAGGGCCUGGGGCUGUACGCCGCCAAGGACCUGGAGAAGCACACCAUGGUCAUCGAGUACAUCGGCACUGUCAUCCGCAACGAGGUGGCCAACCGCCGCGAGAAGAUCUACGAGUCUCAGAACCGCGGGAUCUACAUGUUCCGCAUCAACAACGAGCAAGUGAUCGACGCCACCCUGACAGGAGGCCCGGCUCGCUACGUUAACCAUUCCUGCGCCCCCAACUGUGUUGCUGAGGUUGUGACGUUUGACAAAGAAGACAAGAUCAUCAUCAUCUCCAGCCGCAGGAUCCCGAAGGGAGAAGAGCUGACAUACGACUACCAGUUUGAUUUCGAGGACGAUCAGCACAAGAUCCCCUGUCAUUGUGGAGCCUGGAAUUGCCGGAAGUGGAUGAACUAGGAAACGGAAACCCUCUCGCUGGUACCAGAGCACUCCUGCGCCAAAGCCUUUGAAUCCUACAUAGCCAGUGCAUAAGCUGUUUGGAAAGACUCGGAGGAAGGCGUUGAGCCUCCGCUACUGAAAGACUCAUAGUCACGAUACCUGUAGCCAAAGGUUUGAAGAGCAUUAAUCAUGAAAAAGCAACCGACCGCCACGCGUCUCCGCGGCGGGACUGUCGUUUAUGUUUGGACUCCUUUUCUCAGCCAAUAGAACCCUCCGGACUCUCUCCUCCUUUCAAUAAGCUGACGGUGGCUGAAAUAAACAAUCUUCGACGUUUUACCAAAUGAUUCUGACCCUCCUGCACCGUAGUGCAGCGCUCCGACUAAAAGCCAUUUAAGAAAAAAAAACAAACAAAACAAAUACUAAGAAAUGAACUGAGGAUGCAUUUUUGUGUUUUAAGUUGGACCUAUUUCCUGUCCCACCCACCUCCUGACCACGCCUCCUCCUCCUCCUCCCCCCCCAACCCAAACCCCACCUCCCAGAGAAAAAAGGCACUUUCCCCCAUUAAAGACUCACGACGACAACACGGAUAUUGGCUCGCUAGACAAUCCUGAUGUGGCUCUGUAAGAACUACACGCGAUCAACGGAGAACCCAAACAACCAACCAAGAAAAGACGUUCACAUAUGAAUUUGCGUUGCUCAUUGAUCUGUGGCUCCGGUGGCACCAGAUCUGCUGACUGUGGAGUCCCAAGUCUACCUCACUGAUUUCGCGGGAAGUGACUGCUUUGUAUAAAAAAAAAAAAAAAAAAACCUUAUUAACUGCUACUGUGGAAUUUACUCUGUGUGUGGGUGGGGGUGGGGGAGGGGGAGGGGGUGGGGUUGGUGGCGGUGGCAGUGUGUGUGUCGGGUGUUUUUAUGGGCUUCGCCUUCUCGGACAAGCAGGGAAUCUUAAGCAGCAGGUUUGCUCUAUCUACUCUAUGCUGAUGAUGAUUUACAAUAAUGAGCCAACAUAAUUAUUAUUCAUGAAUUAUUUAUACAGAGGAAAUAUAUGAACCGUUUUUGAUAAGAUAUUGCAUUAAAAUCACAAUCAAGCUUAGUGGGUGUCCUGUAUGCCACCGAAUCAUCCUGGAUAUUGAUGUAGCUUUUUCUUUUCUUUUUUUUUUUUUUUUAAUUUAUGCAUCUCAAACCAUGCUAUCAGCUGUGUGAAAGCACAAUGACAUCCACCCGUUUUCAGUUGCUGGAGACAGCGACGGCGUGGGGAUCGGAAGAUUUUUCACCCACUGUGCUGCUCGCCGCCCCCGCCAGCGGACGCAUGACUACUGUCCCGUUUGACACUUUUUAAACUCCCCCCCCCCCCACCCCCCGCUCCGCUCGAUCCCUCUGCGACACGGAACACCUUUUGAAUCAUGCCUCUUCCUCUCUGUAUUAUUUAAACGGACUGUUGUAAAAUUUACUGUAGUAAGUCUUCCUCCGCCUGAGUACAGCCUGCAGUGUUUCUACCCCACCCCCUCUUCCCCCCCCCCCCCCCCCUCUCCUCCGCCUGUAUUGUGCUUUUCUAGUGCUGGUACUGUCUCUUCGAGGCUGAACUGAUGGCAGGGAAAGACUUAUUGGAAAAAAGGGCAUUUGUUUUCAUUUCUGUGUAAGAUGAAUGAAAAAAAAAAAAAACAAGUCUUUAAAGGGAGCUUUACUAAAACUCCGCCUUCCCAUGCUACUUUGUUUUCCUCCUCCUCCCCCCUGAACCUGAGACCUCACAUGAUUUAAAAAUGCAAAGUUGUACAAACUGUAAAUAUAGUAUAUGCAUUCGGGGGACAGCAACUUCUUUAUUCAAGCCCCUUUGUAAUCAAUAAAGUUGAAAGUGUAGAAAAAUAAAAUUAAAAAAAAAAAAUGGCAAAGAAAACAAGAAAAAAAAAUCAACCACUGGAUAUCAUUUUAACAAAGAUAAAGCUGUACAUAAAUAUAAAUAUAUGUAAAAUGGCAAACUAAUAUCUUUAUGUAUAUGAACCAGAGUGUUUUGCAUUUACCUGUUUUUUCUAUUAGUGUUUUUUGCUAUAAGCUCUCAGAGACAAGUUUGUUAAAAACCGGGUGGUGCGCGAACACGUCUGGUCUUCUCCAAUCAGUCCCGACGAGAAGCCGCCGCCGAUCACCCGACCGCUUGGAGAGUCGUCAAUUAGAG
Salarias fasciatus (jewelled blenny) is the source of this 17522-nucleotide messenger RNA. RefSeq names its product lysine (K)-specific methyltransferase 2D (gene kmt2d). Gene Ontology annotation, biological process: positive regulation of transcription by RNA polymerase II. The coding region runs from base 332 to 15370 and encodes 5012 amino acids. The record is from RefSeq and is a predicted model, not a curated record. Gene Ontology annotation, molecular function: protein binding; histone H3K4 methyltransferase activity; transcription coactivator activity. Lineage: Eukaryota; Metazoa; Chordata; Actinopteri; Blenniiformes; Blenniidae. Gene Ontology annotation, cellular component: nucleus; MLL3/4 complex. The transcript has 55 exons.